Messenger RNA from Adineta steineri, 666 nucleotides. NCBI's taxonomy places the organism in Eukaryota, Metazoa, Rotifera, Eurotatoria, Adinetida, Adinetidae. The record is from the annotation of a GenBank genome assembly.
AUGGCGACAAAUGAACCAUAUUAUACAAGUGAACAAAUUUCAAUACCAACAGAAUUUCCUGAUAUCUUACUUCAAUUUUCAAAAGCAGCAAUACGAACACAACCGACAGAUAUAUUAGCAUGGAGUGCAGCGUACUUUCGAGCAUUAGCAAAUGGUCAAACACCGCCAGUAAAAGAACGUCUAGAAAUGCCUGAUGCUACUCAAAAAAUUGAUACUGGUUUAACUAUGGGCUUGUUAAAAAUAUUACAUAGACAGUUUUCUUCCAAACGUACAAUAUCAUUACAACAAAUAAAAGAGAAAUAUGAGGAUUUAGAUAUUCCACAAGAACAAUUUGAUGAUAUUGUACAAAUCGGUUCAUUCAAUGAUAAUGUUCAAUGGGAUCAUUUUCUAGCUAUUGCUCUUACAAAAAUAUCUAAGAAUUUAACUGAUACAUUAAUUAAAAUAUGUGAGUUAUUAACAAGCGAUCCACCAGGUGCUAAUGCUCGUAUACCAUUUGAACAAUGGAAAAAAUUCUAUCGAUAUUUAGCUGAACUUGAUGGUGAGAUUAGUGAAGAACGUAUAAAACAAGUUAUUGAUUAUUUAGCUAAUGAAUGGGUUAUAAGACAAAAUGAUAUGAUUCAUCCAAGAAAUUUUCUUCAUCCCGAAUGCCCAAAACUCGAAGGAUAA